GGGAAACGCCAACUCCGGUCCACUGACCCCUACACUCGGGCCUCCGAUCGGGUGUUUAUCGAGACUAUCAACGAGUACUUCGUGGGCCUGAAGUACGUGUUCACUGAGCCCGACCUGACCCGGGUAUGGGACUCCACUCGGGCGGCCCUCAAAAAGGCUAACGAUUUAUUGGCUAAGCGUAGGGCCGGUGCUAAGUAUUUGUCAGGUGCUGAGCUCCCGGGGCUGACCGACUAUAUGAUAGCGCCUUUAUUGCACUUAUUGCCCCUUUGUGUGGACCUAUCGGGCCAUAAGUGGGACGACUAUUUCCGGACGGAGUUGCCGGAGUUGUAUGACUACAGGAAUACCAUAGAAAAAGACCCGACUGUCCACAAACUGGUCGUCCCCUACGAUGAGUACAUUGAGAUCGCGAAAGGACGUUAUAAAAAUCCUGUUCCCGAGGGUCACCCCUCUUAUCGGGUGUUUAUCGAGACUAUCAACGAGUACUUGGUGGGUUUGAAAUUGAUUAUGUCUCAAGAGAAAGCUAAGAAUUAUAAGCAAGGCGAUCCCUACCCGCCCCGUGUGAACCCCGAUGUGUUGCGACUGUAUUACCGCGAGUCGAGUCCAUACGCCCAGCGGGUGCUCAUGAUUUUGAACGCCAAAGAAAUCCCGCAUGAAGUGGUCAACAUAAACAUAUGGGCCAAACCGGACUGGUUCAUGGAAAGGGCACCCUUGGGACAGGUACCAGUGAUCGAGUUUGACCAGGACAACAAAGUCCUAUUCGAGUCCCUUAUAAUCGCCGACUUUCUCGACGAGACUAUACCCGGCAAACGACGCCUUGGCUCCCGAGACCCCUUCCAGUGGUCGGUCGACCGCAUGUUUGUCGAGACCCUAAACCAGGCGACGGCAGUCAUACCGUCCAUAUUCACUGAGCCCGACCUGACCCGGGUUUGGGACACCACUCGCGAGGCUCUUAAAAAGGGGAACGACGUGUUGGCUAAGCGCAGGGCCGGUGCUAAGUAUUUGUCAGGUCUGGACACUAACCUGUAA
This is a messenger RNA of Oppiella nova, 1026 nucleotides long. NCBI's taxonomy places the organism in Eukaryota, Metazoa, Arthropoda, Arachnida, Sarcoptiformes, Oppiidae. The record is from the annotation of a GenBank genome assembly.